Molecule: messenger RNA, 564 nt
Organism: Solanum verrucosum
Lineage: Eukaryota; Viridiplantae; Streptophyta; Magnoliopsida; Solanales; Solanaceae
Product: probable E3 ubiquitin-protein ligase RHY1A
Exons: 2
Coding region: 1-564 (187 amino acids)
Biological process (GO): protein ubiquitination
Cellular component (GO): cytoplasm
Molecular function (GO): ubiquitin protein ligase activity; zinc ion binding
Source: RefSeq, a predicted model, not a curated record
AUGUGCAGAAUCAAAUAUCAAUUUGAAAACGAAACUAAUACUGAUUCUCCGUCUAAUUUACCCAUAUUAUUCAUUAAAUUUCGAUUUGAUACAUUGUUUAUUGGUCGAGUUGAUGAACAAGAGCGAGUUCAUAGCAGAUCACUACAGAUCAAACUUUUCCAUUCAGCUACAUACAUGUCACCGGAAAAGUUUUACCGUGUUUUGGAAGAUAAUCUCUGCAAAAAAUUAUGGGGUGAAGUGUUUGAUGAGAAUGAUCGUCGAGUUUUCAUUGAAGAUAUGAUUGAAGAAAUUCAUGAAAUUAUUGGCGAUGAGUGUAACAGGGGUCGCCAACGCUUGGAUGUGAGCGUUCAUAUGAUUUUAUUCGUAUCAGACUUAGUGAAGCUGAUAUGGAAAAUGGAGAACGAUGAGAAUGCUGAUUGUAUCAUUUGUUUCGAAGAACUUGGAAAGGAGAGGGAGAGAAUAUGCAUGCCAUGCUCACAUAUGUUUCAUGAAGAUUGCAUUACAACUUGGCUACAGAUCGGACAUUCUUGUCCUAUUUGUCGUUAUGAUCUCCGAGCUAUAUAA